Messenger RNA from Acinonyx jubatus (cheetah), 10953 nucleotides. It is a transcript of the gene P2RY4, whose product is annotated as pyrimidinergic receptor P2Y4. The coding region runs from base 7421 to 8770 and encodes 449 amino acids. The transcript has a single exon. Gene Ontology annotation, cellular component: plasma membrane. The record is from RefSeq and is a predicted model, not a curated record. Lineage: Eukaryota; Metazoa; Chordata; Mammalia; Carnivora; Felidae. Gene Ontology annotation, molecular function: G protein-coupled UTP receptor activity; G protein-coupled purinergic nucleotide receptor activity. Gene Ontology annotation, biological process: G protein-coupled receptor signaling pathway; transepithelial chloride transport.
UAUAAAGAACUUCUAAAACUCAACACCCGAAAACCAAACAAUCCAGUUAAAAAAUGGCCAGAAGACAUGAAUAGACAUUUUCCCAAAGAAGACAUUUAGAUGGCCAACAAACACAUAAAAGAUCCUCAACAUUACUCACCAUCAGGGGAAUACAAAUCAAAAUUACAAUGAUACCUCACACCUGUCAGAAUGGCUAAAAUUAACACAGGAAACAACAGGUGUUGGCGAGGAUGCAGAGAAAGGGGAACCCUCUUAGACUGUUGGUAGGAAUGCAAACUGGUGCAGCCACUCUGGAAGACAGUAUGGAGAUUUCUUAAAAAGUUACAGAUAGAACUACCCUAAGAUCCAGCAAUUGCGCAACUUGGCAUUUACCCAAAGGAUACAAAAACACUAAUUUGAAAGGAUGUGUGCAUACUGAUGUUUAUAGCAGUAUUAUCUAUAAUAGCCAAAUUAUGGAAAGAGCUGAAAUGUCCAUCGAUUGAUAAAUGGAUAAAGAAAUGAUGGUAUGUAUAUAUGUGUGUAUAUGUGUGUUUGUGUGUGAAUAUUACUCAGCCAUAUAAAAGAAUGAAAUCUUGCCAUUUGCAAAGAUAUGGAUGGAGCUAGAGAGUAUAAUGCUAAGCAAAAUAAGUCAGAGAAAGACAAAUACCAUAUGAUUUCACUCAUAUGUGGAAUUUAAGAAUCAAAACAAAUGAACAUGGGAGAAAAAAAAGAAAACCAAGAAACUGACUCUUAACUAUAGAGAAAAACUUAUGGUUACCAUAGGGGAGGUGAGUGGGAGGAUGGCUGAAAUAAGUGAUGGGGAUUAAGGAAGGGGUGCACUUGUGAUGAGCACUGGGUGUUGUAUGUAAGUCUUGAGUCAUCAUAUUGUACACCUGAAACUAAUAUUACACUGUAUGAUAACUAACUGGAAUUUAAAUAAAAAUUUGGAAAAAAAGAGUAUUUACAUUUUCUGAGGAGGCCAGAGUAAGAAGGCAAAGGAAUGCAUCUUUGAUUAUGGAAUUUCUGGCCCCUAUGAUAGAUUGAGGGGAGAGUUUUUUCAGGUCCUAACCCACCUCACUUGCACAGCCCAAUGGUUUUCCCAACCAGGCCUUCCAAUUAGGAAGUGAUGAUAAGAUCUCUGAAUGAGAAAGGGAUGGUUAUUCAGUAAGGGGUUGUAGCAGACAGAAUUGUUUGUUGACUCAAUAGCCACCUCCCCCUUCUUUCUUGUGGCCAGAAUCUCCAUUUUCUAUGCCAAUCAUGGUCAUUUCAUCCCCCCUGCUAGUGACUGGUUUAGUUAUAGGCAUGAUGUAAUUCAGGCCACUGAGAUGUGAAAGGAAGUGUGCUAGGGAAGUUCUGAGAAAGGUUUCCUGAGUAAUAGCAGUAAACACACAGGAAGAGAGGCCUUCCUCUCCUACCAUUGAACAUUGCCAUGUUUGGAUACAAUGCCUGAAGUGUAACAGCCAUCUGGUGACCAUGAGAGUUGCUAAACAAACAUGCUGAGGGGUUGUAGAUCAGAAAGAUGGAAAGAAUCAGUAUUUUUUUUAAUGCUUAUUUAGUUUUUGAGAGAGAGAGAGAGAGAGACAGAACAUGAGGGGGGAGGGGCAGAGAGAGAGACACACACAGAAUCCGAAACAGGCUCCAGGUUCUGAGCUGUCAACACAGAGCCCAAUGCGGGGCUUGAACUCACAAACUGUGAGAUCAUGACCUGAGCUGAAGUCAGAUGCUUAAUCCACUGAGCCACCUAGUCGCCCCUAGAGUCAGGAUUUUUUUUAUGACAUUGUUGAGCUGUUGAAUUAGGCAACUCCAAAGCUGCCCACUCCUGGAUUUAGAUGCAAGAUAAUAAAUUUCCUCCUUUUAAAAUCAGCUGAGUUGGAAUUUUCUGUUCUUUCAAUUGAAAGUAUAUACCAGCAGACUUAAAUGGGAUCUGCACAAUGGCAGUGACAUUGGGAGAGGAUAGAAAGGAAACAGAUGAAUCAAAUGGUAGGAACAGAGACUUCCUGUGCUGUCUUAGGUGCUGGACACAGCGGUACUAGCCUCUACUCUAAAGAUUUGUUUAAAAAAAUGUUUAUUCGGGGUGCCUGGGUGGCUUAGUCGGUUAAGCGUCUGACUUCGGCUCAGGUCAUGAUGUCACGGCUCAUGAGUUCAAGCCCUGCAUUGGGCUCUGUGCCAACAGCUUAGAGCCUGGAGCCUGCUUUGGAUUCUGUGUCCCUCUCUCGCUCUGCCCCUCCCCUGCUCAUGCUCUGUCUGUCUCUCCCUUUCUCUCAAGAAUAGAUAAACAUUAAAAAUUUUUUUAAAAAGUUUAUUCAUUUAUUUUGGGAGAGAGAGCAUGCAAGCAGGAGAGAGGCAGAGAGAAAGGGAGAAAGAGAAUCCCAAGCAAGCUCUGUGAUGUCAGCACAGAGUCUGAUGUGGGGCUCAAUCUCACAAACCUGUGAGACCAUGACCUGAGCUAAAACCAAGAGUCUGACACUUAACCAACUGAACCACCCAGGCACCCCUCUUCUCUAAAGCUUUUAAUAGCCUUGCUGGAGGUAAAGAACAGACAUUUAGAAAGACUAAAAGGGCAUACUACAGAAAAGACACCUGGACAAGGCUAACUUGGGCACAAUUAUAUGGAGCCAGUCAUUUUCCCAUGAUUUUAUUAAUAACUUUGGAUUAUUCAGGGUUUCAGAUUACAGUUCCUUUCCAUCAAGGUUGAGUGACUGUCUUGUCCCACUCCACACUGCACCUUAUUCUCAUUAGGUGACCUCAUUAUUUCACUUCAUAAAGAAAACCCAGGCAACUGGGGUGAACUUUCCAAUCUCCCACACCCUCCAAAUUCACCUAUGUUUUAAUUCCUAAUGAUAAAGAGGAUGAUAAUUGCCAGACGCUGUCUCAUUUUCUUCACACAACCAGAUAGGUGCUCAUACCUUCAUUCUACAUAUGAGGAAAUGGAGGUUCAGGAAAACUUACCUACAGUCAUAUAGCUAGCGGGUGAUGGAGCCAGAGUUAAACUCUAGGUCUGACUCCAAAACCUGCAUUUUCUCCUGUAUUUCACUUACUUUUUCUCCUUCAUUUCUUUCCUUCUGUCCUUAUUUCCUUCCUCUGUUCCUUCUCCCUCCAUCUCCUUCCUUCUUCCUCCCCCACCCUACCCCUACUCAGAUGAAAAGAUUAGAAACUGUACUUUUCCCUCUUUAGGCCCUAAGGCAACAGGAAGCAUUGCAGAGAAACUGUCAUCAAGGCAUGAAUAUUAGAUGUGAGGGGCCAAGAGGAGGAGGACUGGAAAAGACUGGAGGAAUAGGGGAACAGAAGGAUAUCAGUAGGAAAGAAAAAACUUUGCCUGACAUACUAAAUUCUAGGUUAUCAAUUAGGUACCCAAGUGGGUAUGUCCUAGAGCAAACAAUAUAUACAGGGCUUAGAUUAUAGCUGUGGGAACCAUCAGUUCAACAAAGUAUAACUGAAUCAUUCAUUCAAUAAACAUUUAUUACACACCUACUGUGUGGAAGGUAUCUGUUUCCUUAACUCUGAAUUGGAAGGCAGUUUUAUAGACAAGAUGUAUAAUUUGGAAAAAAAAUGCCUGGAAUAUAUGGGUUUUUUUUAAGUUUAUUUAUUUAUUUUGAGAUUUUGAGAAGUCGGGGGAGGCAGAGAGAGAAUCCCAAGCAGGCUCUGCGCUGUCAGCAUGGAGUACAACUUGGGGCUCGAGCCCAUGAACUGUGAGAUCAAGAGUUGGAUGCUUAACCGACUGAGCCACCCAGGCACCCCUGGAACAUACGUUAUUAUAACUUUACUGGGAAGGCUGCGGUAAAGACAGAGAUAAAACCAGGAGCUUUUCCUCAAGGAGCUCUGGGUCUGAUGUGAGGGUGGGAGAAUGAGGAGAUGGACAAAAAUACAAAUGAAUAUAAUUCUGUGCAGUUUGUGGUAUGUGCCAUAAUCUCAGUAGAAAUCAAAUGUGGUAUGAGUGUGAGAGAGACAUAAAUUUUGAUUAGAGAUCUGCAUGCUGUAGUCUUAUUGGUCAUUAUUAAUUAUUAUGCUUUUUUUUGAGAGAGGGAGGGCACAAGUGAGUGAAGGGCAGAGAGAGUGGGAGAGAGAGAGAGAGAAACGGGGCUCAUCUAAAACGGGGCUUCAGCUCACCCGAUAUGGGACUCGAGCUCAUGAACUGUGAGAUCAUGACCUGAGCGGAAGUCAUAUGCUUAACCGACUGAGCCACCCAGGUGCCCCAAUUAUUCAUAAGUUCUAAGUUAAAUCAUGAGAGUGGAUGUUGAGAGAAAGAGGGAGAGAGGGAGAGAGAAAUGGUAGAGUGAGGAGAGAAAGAAGAGAAAGAGGGAGAGGAGAAGAGAGAAAAAGCUGUAGGAAGAGAGAAAAAGCUGUAGGGGAAGGGUCACAUAUGGAGGAAGGAGGAAAAAAAAGAGCCAGGGAAGAAGUCAGAAGGGACAUCCAGAGGACUUAGGAGAAUCAGAGUAAUGCAAAGUCACAGAAACAAAAGUGAGAGGGAGUGUCAGAAGACUGCAGGUGUAGCCUGCAGCAUUUCAUAAGGCACAAAUCAUUCCUUUUGGCCCAGGUGAUGUUGGGGGAGGUCUUUUCCUGAAGUAGCCACUGGGUGGCAGCUGUGUCUAGGGACUAGCAGAAACCUAGCUGAGCUAAACCAGCUUGAAGCAGGAAAAGCAGCAAGCUGGCUCAGGUUGGGGCUUCUCUAGUGUAGAGGACGCUGUAGUGACCCCCUGGUUGUAUGCCAAGCCUCAAAUCACACUUAUUCUCCUCUGAAGAGAUCAGCUUCAUUCCUAGGAGCAAAGUAAUAAUACAAAAUACUGUAUGAUGAGAAACAUUUCAUGCUUUAUGAAGUGUUUUCACACCUAUUAACCCAUUCGAUAUUCAGGAAACCGUAAUAAGUUGGUGGCAUUAUCCCCAUUUCACUGGUGAGAAAACUAAGUUACAAAGAGGUGUCCAGCAUCACACAACUACGUGGAGAAACAAGGAUUUGAAUUCAUGUCAGUCUGGCUCCAAACACCUGGGCCUUUUCCACAAUAUCACAGCAGUCAGCUGUCCAGGACUCAAGCUAUGACUGCUUGUUCCUCCAUGACUCCCUUUUAUCUACCCCCACCCUGCCACAGGGCAAAGAUCUCCAAGUUUCCCCUAUCCAGAUUUCUGGGCCUCCAGGAGAUCUAGAUCCUAGAUUCUAGAGCCUCCCUUGCAGGCCUGCCUCCUCCUCUCACUCCCAGAAUCCAUCUCGGCAACAUUCUCAGGACCUGAAGAUCAGGUUCAAAGUCCACAUUGCUUCCAGUUCCCUUCAGAGUGGAUUCUGCUCCAGACUGCACCCCCCUCCCCAAGAGCACUCACUACUCACCUCAUCUUCUGAGUCCACCAGCCCCGAAGCUUGCCCCUGUGCCUAAGAACCCCAUAAUCCUGGAACCUUAGUUAGCCCCAGGGGUCCCAGAUCCAGAGCUCCUGACAAGUUGGCAUUCUCAGGCACUUAACCUUCAGACAACUAGGCUUGGUUUCUAUACUUUCUCUGUUGUAUUCAGACCAGGGUCUCCUGGAGUGAUAGAGAUGAGAGGUGAUGUGUAGGAAGGGGUAGAGCCUGUGAGGGAGGCCUGUCGGCUAGCAUCCUUGGAGAGAAGUGAACUGCCUCCUCUCCACCUCCUCUUAUGUGUGCAAUAGGUGUCUUGAAAUUGACAGGCUGAAAAAUGAACCCCCAGUCUUUCCCCAAACCUGCUUCUCUCAUAGCUUUUCCCAUCUCUGUAUACAGUAACUCCAUUCCUCCAGUUGCUCAGGUCAGAAAUCUUGGAGUCAUUAUUGACUCCUCUCUUUCUCUCACACCCCACAUCAGUAAAUCUUGUCUCUACUUUCAAAAUCUAGUCAGAGGGUGCCUGAGUGGCUCAGUCGGUUCACCUGAUUUUGGCUCAAGUCAUGGUCUCACGGUUUGUGAGUUUGAGCCCCGCAUAGGGCUCUGUGCUUACAGAGGAGCCUGUUUGGGAUUCUUUCUCUCCUUCUCUCUCUGCCCCUCUCCUGCUUGCAUGUGCACACAUGCUCUCUGUCUCUCAAAAUAAAUAAAUAAACUUAAAAAAAUUCUAUAUAAAUCAGACCCCAACACUUAUCUCUUCUAAACCUUCAAAUGGCUUCCCAUUCACUGAAAGUAAAAGCCCAGUAGCCUUCACAAUGGUUUGCAAGAACCUUCAUGAUCUGGUCCCUGCCACACUCUCCGACCUCAUCCCUACAUGUCCCCUUCCUCACAACCACCUGGUCUUUAUCCAAAGUAGCCCUAAUAUUUAAAGCAGCAACCUUCUCUAUUCCCCAUGUCUUUCCUUCUCUAUUCCCCUUCCUGCCUUUAUUUUUCUCUAUAGCAAUGAUUACAAUCUAUAUAUUUUACUUGUUAAUUUUAUUUUCUUUUCCCUCCCACUAGUAUGGGAGUUCCAUUACAGUCAGAGUCUUUCUCUGUUUUAUUCACUACUAGUGAACUGCCAGUACCUAGAUCUGGACCAAGCACACAGUAGGGUCUCGGUAAACAUUUGUUUAUCGCUUUGCUGGAUUAUGGGCACUGGCUUUAGAGAGGCAACUAAGCAUAGCAAUUAAGUACCAGGAUGCUAGAGCCUGGUUCAAAUCAUGACUCUCCCCCUAAGUAGCAGAAUACAUUCUCCUUGCCUUAGUCUCCUCAUCAGCACAAUAAUAGUACCUCUUUUAUAGAGAACUUGUUGGGCCAUCAAUAAGUGUAAAGCACUUAGAAUAGUGUCUUGCACAUGGUAAGUGCUAUAGAAGCAGUGUUUAUAAUUGUAUGCACCUGGAGUUAAGAUUUAUAUCAGUAGUAUAGAUUUUCCCAAAUCUUUUCGUGUGUUAUCUUGCAUUUGCCCACGUUAACAUUCAUUCAUUUCCCAUGUUUCUCCUCACUUACACUGAUUGAUAUGAUUUCCCUGUAGUUGUAGUCAUCUCCUGUGGCCUGGCUCUUCAUCUAUAAACUUGGAUGUUUCCUUGUGUACUCCCUCUUAUAGUCAUUUAGAAACUGUUAAAUAGUAAUCUUGCUGGGCCCCAGUUUCCCAAUCUGUACAGUGAGUGGGUUGGACUAGAUAAUCUCAAUGGGCCUUUCUAGCUCUGACAAUCUCCCGGGACAGGACGAAGGACAGGCUCCACCCCCAAACCCGCCCUCUUGGAUAUGCCCUCUGGCUGCCAAGGGGAAAGGUGACAGAAUCAACUGGGCUCAGCUUCAAGGGGACCAGGUAGGAGACAUGCCAAGUUUCUUGGGUGAGGGUGGCGAUGGGGUACCUGGGCUGGACCAGGCUGGGGGAAGGUGUCAGAAGUAACUGUUGUGUGGAGACACUGGGAGCAGGGUGAGGGGAAAGGUCAUGGCACCAUGGGGAGAAAUGUUGUAAUGGGCUAGGACACAACUUGGGUCUGGGCAUCUUCCCACAUUGGACAGUCCUGCUAGCCCUCCACCCCUUCAGCUAGCCAAGAUCUGGAGGACAGAGUCAGCUGCAGAAUGAGAACAACCCAAGCUCACUGCCUGCUCUACGAGGCCCAGCACUGCCUGCUGCCCACCACUCCAGGCUGGACCAAGGGGGCUUGGGCAGAGGCCAGGCUAGCCUGGGUGCACCCAGAUGUACUCCUCUUGCUACCCCUAAUGCUUCAAUCAUGGCCCUUCUCGUUCUCUGCUUUCCGGCCUCAGGACAGAGCUGGGAGGCCAGGAAAUCCAGCCACCCUCACUUCUUCCCUUUCUACCUCUAGGGGGACCAUGGCCAGUGCAGAGUCCCCUCUGCUCACAGCCCUAGUCCCCAGCCCGGAUCCUGGUGACAGUGAGGUAGAGCUGAACUGCUGGUUUGAUGAGGAGUUCAAGUUCGUCCUGCUGCCUGUGAGCUACACAGUUGUCUUUGUGUUGGGCCUAGGUCUCAAUGCCCCGGCCCUCUGGCUCUUCCUCUUUCACCUUCGACCAUGGGAUGCAACGGUCACCUACAUAUUCCACUUGGCCUUAUCAGACACUUUGUAUGUGCUGUCACUACCCACCCUCGUCUACUAUUAUGCAGCCCACAACCACUGGCCCUUUGGUACUGGGCUCUGCAAGUUCAUCAGCUUUCUCUUCUAUUGGAAUCUCUACUGCAGUGUCCUUUUCCUCACCUGCAUCAGUGUGCACCGCUACCUGGGCAUCUGCCACCCACUGCGGGCACUCUGCUGGGGCCAGCCUCGCUUCGCAGGCCUUCUCUGCCUGGCAGUUUGGUUGGUUGUAGCCGGCUGCCUUGUGCCCAACCUGUUGUUUGUCACAACCAGCCCCAAGGGGGACACCAUCCUGUGUCAUGACACCACUUGGCCUGAGGAGUUUGACCACUAUGUGCACUUCAGUUCAGCAAUCAUGGGGCUUCUCUUUGGUGUGCCCUGCCUGGUCACUCUUGUCUGCUAUGGGCUCAUGGCCAGGCGCCUGUAUCGGCCCUUGCCAGGGACUGCCCAGUCAUCUUCUCAUCUGUGCUCUCUCCGCACCAUCACUGUGGUGCUGACCAUCUUUGCUGUCUGCUUUGUACCUUUCCACAUCACCCGCACUAUUUAUUACAUGUCAAGGCUGCUGGAAGCUGACUGCCGCGUGCUGAACAUUGUCAAUGUGGUCUACAAAGUGACUCGGCCUCUGGCCAGUGCCAACAGCUGCCUGGAUCCUGUGCUCUACCUGCUCACUGGGGACAAGUAUCGCCGUCAACUCCAGCACCUCUGCAGUAGUGGUGGGCCCCAGCCCCGCAUGCCUGCCUCCUCCCUGGCGCUGGUGUCCCUGCCUGAGGAUAACAGCUGCAGGUGGACAUCCACCCACUGGGACAGUGGCUUCCCUACCUCUGGGGCAAAUAGACUGUAACACUGGGAGCCAGAAAGUAAGAGGAAAAAGGAUGAGUGCAGGGCAGAGGUGAGGGAACUCAAUAGUUACACCCAAUAUGGCUGCUUCUUCCUCUUUUCCAGGUUCUGGAGAGGCCAACACCCUGAGGAUUGAGAGGAACCAGGGAAAUCAUGUGUGACUCCAUCUCUCAUAAACCCUUUAGCCGCCCUCUCCUUUUUAGCCAAAGACAAUAACAGCCACUCUUCUUUCUCUCUGUUUCUGUCUCCUUCCUGUGUCCAUUGGUCCCAUCUGUUGAUCAUACAAGGCUUCCUAAAAAUCUCACCCAGUCCUCUUGCCUCCUCCCUUUUCCCACAUAUAUUUGUAUAGCAUGUGUUCCUUCAAUCAGACCAGAGCAUUAGACUGAAGAGGUGGAGAAGUGGGAUAACCUCAGGAUUGGUCUGAUUUAUCUGAUGGUGAUAGCCAGAAUCAGGAGGUGGGGGCGCUAGCAUAUCACAGAUGCCAAGGAUGUGACAUAUGUAGUGCCCACACCCACUUCCUGGUUUCCUCUGAAAGACAGCAUAGUCUUGCCUACUGAAGUGCUGAGAUAGGGCUCAAUCUCAGGCAACCUGCAUGUCGGGGUCCCCACAUGUAGCUGGAGGCAUGGCACUGUUGAACUGGUAUAUAGCCACAAGGCAGAGAGGGAGCCCUGAGUUUUACCAUGGGGUGGGUAUCUUGCCUCAAGGGGCAGGGCCCAAGUCGAUGACAGCCUUUGGAACAGGACCUCCUUUAUGAUGUUUGCUGAGAGCAUAUUUGACUGUUAUCCUGUACUUAAUGAAAAGUACAGAGGAUGGCUUAGAAAGAGAUGGGGAAGCUCUCAUAUUUGUGACUGUAACUUCCAGCAUGAAGAGGUAGAGCAGGUUUGUGCAGAGUUUGGGGUGGUGGCAGGAUUGACGCCCAGAGCUGGCUCUUCACUGGUUUCUCCCCUUUCUCUAGCUCCUGCCCUAGGUGAAUAAUAAAUCUGUCACCAACUCUUUCAUAUCAGGCUUUAAGGCUUCACUGCCAGGGCAGAGCAUGGGGACUAGGACAGCUCCCUUCAGAGUCUCCCAUCCAGUUAUUCCCCCCUAGCACCAUCUUGGUGCUUAUGGGCUUACAGGAGUCGGGGGGUGGGUACAGAACUUGGGCAGCUAACCCCCAAACCUCAGGAAGUAAGAGUGUCUAGGCAGCCAUUCAUAAGAAAGGAGGGCUCACACUUCUAGGCACCCCCACUCUGAAAUUGCAUUCUAGCCCACUGGUCCUCUGAGUCUCCAGCCUGACUUUUCUUUUGCCCCACUAUUGCUGACCUGUAUCGGAUCUCUUACUUGUCUAAGGGGUCUCUAUGGAGAGUAAGGCUGAGGCUAGUCUUCAGAAAAAAAUGACUUCAAUGCACCUGAGUCUCCCUUUGCAUCCUUCCACGUGCUCCCUCUUUCUGCCUGCUACCCAUGACUCUUUCCAUUAGGAGUAAAUGGACUGGCCUUUUCUUUACUAGUUUUGCUGUCUCAUGGCCGCUGCCUAGACUGUUACAUAUCUCGUUUUUCAUCUGUACUCUUUCUUUUAUUCCUAUGACCAUACCCUCCUUGCCCAUCACCUCUCCUAUCCACUGACUCCACCAAGUAAAGCUGCUUUCUCUAUCACAACUACCCAGUCUCCUCCAUUUCUCCAGUCCAUUUAAUUCCCAUAUGUUUUAUCAAGACUAACUGCCCAGACUUUGUGGUCUGCUACUUUCAGGCUGUCUUCCCUUAUACUCUAGUUAAACACAUUUUCACCUUGGUUCACUUUUCUCCUCUCUCCUAUACUGGAGGAGAUUGCAGAUGAAGCCAGUGGCUGUUUUGACCCACUGAAACUUUAUGUCUUAGAACUUCAUCUAAACCCCCAUUUUUGUUAGCCUGCUGAAUUCCUAGUGAAAAUCCCAGAGCAAGUGUUUCUUGUAUUUUCCACCUUCUCAAGGCUCCAAUUUCGUCCUACCCUAUGACCGUCUAAGAGUUACCUUGCUUCUAAUGAAACUGAGAAGAUCUAAUACCUUAACUUCUUUCUGCUUCAUUCAUGAUAACUCUACUUUUAUAUCCAUCUUGCCUUUCUUCCUUUCUUCCCUGUAGACCCCACAUAAGAGGUUGGCUCUCUUACUUUUUCUUUUGUUUAUCUCUUUUCAUCACUUUUAGUCUUUCCAUAACUGAUUUCAUCCCAUCUUU